Messenger RNA from Brachypodium distachyon (stiff brome), 1223 nucleotides. RefSeq lists its product as uncharacterized. The transcript has a single exon. Lineage: Eukaryota; Viridiplantae; Streptophyta; Magnoliopsida; Poales; Poaceae. The record is from RefSeq and is a predicted model, not a curated record. The coding region runs from base 184 to 1053 and encodes 289 amino acids.
GCACGCGACGACUUAACACAACAACGGGUACUAGAACCACUAUAAAACGGGCAGGCCGCAGGUGCAAUAUGUACAACCGGCCGAUCGCCCGAUCACAGGCACCACAAUAAGCUAGCUAUACAGGUUUGCGAUCUUGCGAUCACCAUAUCUGACAGGAGACUAUAGCUAGUUAGGUACUCCUAAAUGGCGACGAGCAUGCGGCCGCCGCACGACGGCAGCAUCACCAAGGCGGUGUCCAUCUCGGCGCUGGUGAUCUCCCUGCCCAUCAUCUACGUGUCGCUGCUGCGCGUCCCGCCGUCCACGCUCGCCAGGGACACCACCUUCUGGUUCCUCAUGUCCAACUCCAUCAUCGCCAUCAUCGCCGCCGACUCAGGGAUGCUCUUCUUCGGCACCGCCGCCUCCUGCCACGACGACGUUCCCGCUGAUGAACAGCCGGCGCCGGUGGCUACACAACAGAUCAGUUAUGAAGAUGCUACUUCGUCGGUGAUGGCGGCGCGCCUUGACGAGCCAACGAUGGUGGGCAUCUCCCCUGUCGUCGUGGGAGAUGAAGAGCUGAGAAAGGAUGGACCAGUAGUAGCAAGCAACGAUGUUGUGCUGGCUUUGAUCAAAGAUGAUGGUGCAGCGAGCAAGCCUUGCAGUACUGACAUGGGGCAUGCCCAUGCCUCGGUUCAGCAGAGACGUGAGGAGGAAUUAGAAGAAGAAGCAUCGGUCCAAGUCGAACCAAUUCGAAUCAACAAGAACUGUUCAUCAAUGAUAGUGAAAGGAGGUUUUGCAUCUAAGGAAAUAGUGAAGGGUGAUGAGUGGCCAAUAUUGCAUCCUCCUCCGACGACAACAGCUGACGAUCAUGUACCCAAAGACGAGGGCUCCGUUGAAGUCCCGACGGAAGAGAGGAAGCCGGCUCGGUUCUCGGUGGCAGAGGAGAUGAGCAACAAGACGCCACCGCCGGACGAGCGCGAGUACUGGCAGUUAAGCAACGAGGAGCUCAACAGGAAGGUGGAGGAGUUCAUCACGCGGUUCAACCGAGACAUGGUCGAGCAGGAAGCACGAGUCUGAUCGAUCGAUAGAGAGUUAUGGCUAGCCGGUUAGCUACUACGCUGCGUACAACUAUAAGAAAAGACAUGUGCUAGCUGCAUCACAGUUAAUGUACAAAUAUAUAUAUGUGCUGCUAUGUAUAUGUGCAUAUCGAAUUACUUGUUAGGUAGUUUUCACUCUACUUUUUACUG